Eremomyces bilateralis CBS 781.70 is the source of this 1435-nucleotide messenger RNA. RefSeq lists its product as uncharacterized. Lineage: Eukaryota; Fungi; Ascomycota; Dothideomycetes; Eremomycetales; Eremomycetaceae. The transcript has a single exon. Bases 395 to 1186 code for a protein of 263 amino acids. The record is from RefSeq and is a predicted model, not a curated record.
CGUUUGGCUGUGGUGCGAACUGUCAUGUCUCAUGCGUAGCUCAACAUUGAACGAUGUGCGGUGAGUUGGUGACACCAUGGCGGGAGCCAGCAUAGGAACGACGUGGCCAUGAGGCAUGAACAUUGAAAGAGGCUGGUUCAAUACAAGGUAUGACUCGGAAUUUGGAGAUCGCGAUCCACGGCCGGAGAACAAAGGAAUAUUCCCAGUGCUAUGCAUGGCAUUUCUGCCCGAAUUACUGAACGACGCGUCGAGACACGAUAGGGAAGCCAUGCAGGGAGAACAAAGGGUUCGAAAAGCCAAACAUCAGGAUCCUUGGAUCGUCAUCCCCUGAUUCGAUAUCAGAUUCUCCCUAGUUUCCUGUGUGCUCUGCGAUCAUGCUUCACAGACACUUGACAUGUCCACACUGGUUAAUCGAGGGAUCAAUCAUCCUCGGCAGUCGAGCAUUAUUUCUUGUUUCAACGUGACAGCCCAUAUUUGUCCCGCGCUCCACCAGAGACCCGACGUACAUUGGCUCGUGGCGGUGGUGGCGAGAUCGAUUUGGUGUCCUCCGUCGCCCAUCCGGAGUUGUGUCCCCUUCAGUCGCGCAAAUUCCGCCGCAAGAAUUCAAUAUUUCAAACAAGGAUGGGAUGGCCAAUCACCACAACGAUUCCCUUACUCCGUGCUCCGCCUGUCCCACGGCUCUCCGUGGAGUAUUCACGAUCCAUGGCAUGAUUUGUUCCAGAUGCUUCGUCAGCUGCCUGGCUCAUCUGCCAGCCAUCCGAAACUGCGUCGUGGCCAAGACACUGCAGGGGGUCAGGGGUUACCAAUUGUGGCUGUGACCGAAGUGCAGGGGUUCUCACUAGCCACAGCGGAUCUGCCCUGUCGACCUGUCGGAACUCGGACCCUUCCGACGAUUCAACACUUCUAUCAAGCCGCCGGAUCUGGCACUAGGGUCGCCAAUGACCGCAGCGACGCGGCGGGUGAGAGCCCAGGCGCCUCGCGAAAUGGAGCCCGAGGCUGGACCGAGAGCCCCAUCGCCGAACGCAGCGGGCUCUCCGAGUGGAGGGGAGGUACAUUUGGGGUUCCAGACUGCUGGUGGUUAAAAUUCUUUCGCUGCAGGAUAUGCAAAUCAGGAGUCGUGGUGCUCGAAGGAUCAUUUAGUUUAGAAUCCAUUAAUCAACUGCGGAAGGUGCAUAGCAAGCAAUAGUCUUGCAUGUGGACUUUGCCCAGCUGGUUCAACACAGCUGGACGGGGACGGCGAUCCCGCUUUUUCCCUGACGGACUCCUUCACGCUUCGAUCUAUCGGAUCAUGCACGAUGGGAUCCUGGGGUAGCGCAUCCAUCCUCGUCCCUCGAUUCACUGCACCGGCUCGACUUGUCCUCGAAUUUCUAGGUUCUGACUUCGGACACACCAACGUCGAUCAGCAGGAAAGUUCACCCGCCGCCCCAGGGGGACG